Molecule: messenger RNA, 1052 nt
Organism: Patiria miniata (bat star)
Lineage: Eukaryota; Metazoa; Echinodermata; Asteroidea; Valvatida; Asterinidae
Exons: 3
Coding region: 7-1032 (341 amino acids)
Molecular function (GO): protein binding
Source: RefSeq, a predicted model, not a curated record
UCCACCAUGAAGUGUGGCAAGUGCGGCGUCCAGAAACUGUCCCGUGAGUUCCCACCGUGGCCCUUGGGGGAAUCCUGUGACCACGCUAUUCUGCACUGUCUGAGGUGUGUGACAGCAUAUGCUGAACAACACGGGCGGUGCUCUCAGUGUGGAAAUGAAGUCAGUAAAUCUUCCAGUCGUCUGAAACGGUGCUACUGCGAACUAAAGGCCCUCUUUACCGAGUAUAAGCCCACGUUUGUUCCCCAGACCGCAGCGUUGGCGUCUGGUGAGAGAGGCUACGUCAGUAUGGCCAUGUUGAACGGCGACAGCACCAGCGUGGAGCUGAACCCGUCCACGACAGUCUCCAGACUCAAGGAGAUUGUCAGAGAGAAACUGGAGGUGCCGCUGGAGAAUCAACAAUUGAUUUACAACGGCAUAGAAAUGGAGGAAUUCACCGAAUCACAUGCCCAGACGACCCUUGGCUCUUACAAGGUUCCCCCUAAAACGACCAUCUACGUCCGUCGGCUUCUAUACUCUGUGCCAGCUAGUCUGGACAAGGUUGUCUUCGACCUGAACUGGGGGUAUCCAGCAAGUGGCAAGGAUGCUCUCGACGCAAGUGUGCUGAUCUUUAACGGGAAGAUAUGUGUUGACGUUCUCGACUACAAACGUAAAUCCCAGCCUGCAAUGCGGCAUUCUGGCGAUGUGAUGAACGAUGAAACUCAAACGGGUCAUCAUUUAAUCAAUGUCGAUCUUCACAGCCUCUCAAGUUUAAUCACUCGCCUGUUCUUCACCCUAAGCGCUUGGAACUCUCCCACCGUCUCCAAGUACCCUAAUCCCAGCCUGCGGUGCUACGAGGAGUCCAACCCCGACAAGAUGCUGUGCGAGGACUAUAUAAAGAAACUGAACCAGUCCCAGGCGAUAGUCGUGUGCUGGUUGGCCAGGCAGAGAGGCAAGUGGUGUGUCUUCAGUGCUGGCAAGCCAUCUGCCGGCAAUGCUGAGGACUAUAACCCUCUUAUUGCCACAAUACAGGGCAUGAUCGCCAAGGGAUUGUAAGAGCGUGCAUGAUAUGAAAC